Oncorhynchus masou masou (cherry salmon) is the source of this 1198-nucleotide messenger RNA. RefSeq names its product gastrula zinc finger protein XlCGF17.1-like. The coding region runs from base 95 to 1198 and encodes 367 amino acids. The transcript is spliced from 3 exons. The record is from RefSeq and is a predicted model, not a curated record. Gene Ontology annotation, molecular function: DNA-binding transcription factor activity; RNA polymerase II cis-regulatory region sequence-specific DNA binding. Gene Ontology annotation, biological process: regulation of transcription by RNA polymerase II. Lineage: Eukaryota; Metazoa; Chordata; Actinopteri; Salmoniformes; Salmonidae.
GACCAACAGCAUUGGCAGUCAUCAUAAGUUAAAACUAAACUAGAUGUAUAUCUUAAUUUAUCAGUUAGCUAGCUAGCUCAGGGAUUGAUUUACAAUGGAAGAGGACUCUGAAGACCCGUCCAGCUCGUCUCCAUCCUGCUCCACGGAUCCCCAACCCACUGUGUCCCCGGAUCCUGACAGGAACCAUGGCGACCAGGAGUACAGUAACCAUGGUGAUCAGAAAGACACACCGCAAGGUCAGGAGAGGGUUACUGUGAGUCUGGACAUCAACAGUGAAACACCAACAUUUAAUAUCGUAGUCAAAGAAGAAGAAGAAGACUGGGAACUAGAUAAUACAGGAGAGAGUCCCAGCCAUCACUCUGCAGCCGGGGAGAGACCCUCUACAUCAGGAGAACCUGAACAACACCAGAUGAAACGCAGAACGAGGCAGAAAAAGACCCACCCAUGCCCAGAUUGUGGGAAACACUGCCAGACAUUAUCGGCACUACAAAUACACAUGAGAACCCACACAGGAGAGAAGCCUUAUACCUGCUCUGAGUGUGGGAAGGGCUUCACUCAUCAAUGUAGUUUGAGGUGCCACCACCAGAAGAAACAUUCUGAACAGAUUAAAACCGACCCGGAUGACAAGAUUGGCUGCUGUUGUGGACAAGAGUUCUCUUCCAAGAAUGUUCUGGAGGUUCACUUGAAGACAAACACUGGAGACAAGCCUUACACCUGCUGUGUGUGUAAGAAGACCUUUACUCAUAAAGCAUUACUGAAAGUACACCAGCGGUCCCACACAGGAGAGAAGCCUUUCUCUUGCUCUCUGUGUGAGAAGAGUUUUACUCAAAAAGGAAAUUUGACAACACACGAGAAGUCGCACGCCGGAGAGAAACAUCCUUGCUCAGUCUGUGGAAAGAGUUUCACUCAGAAAGGCUAUCUGAAGAUUCAUCAGCGGCUUCACUGUUCUGAAGGGGAGUUGAGUUCCUCUGUAUCAAGAGCACUUGAACAUCGACAGAGGAGAGCUAAGGCGACUCACAGAUGCCCAGACUGUGGGAAAGAGUUUCCUCAAACAUAUUACCUGGACAGACACAUGAGAACACACACAGGAGAGAGGCCUUACCAGUGCUCUGUGUGUGGGAUGAGUUUCACGCAGAAAGGAAAUUUAAAAACGCAUCAGAAAGUGCACACUGGUGAGAACACGUUAUGCUGUCAUUGA